AUAAACACAAAAAAUAAAAAUAAACCCCGUCUCCAAGCAACUCUCUCUAAUCCAAUCCUCCCUUCCUUCCUCUCCUCCAUCUCUAAUCCCCUAUGCGUUUUUGCCCUAACCCUCUUCAAACCCACAAAGAGUUUUCACAGUUUCAGACUCAAGAAACAAAGCUUUAGAGAGAGAAGAAGUGAUCAAUGGAAGCAGAGCAGCAAGGACCAACAACAAUGGAGCCCAUCCUCGGCUACUACACCUCGUACUUCUCACCUCGGGAGUUCGAAAUCGCCGAAAUCAUGGUCGGACUUCCUGACAUCAUCUCCGAAUUAGACGACCGCCCUCGAAUUCGGGUCCCGUGGGGCCACAAGAAGAAGAGAUCUGCGCUGGCUGUACAAGACCAAAGAGUUCGGAACAACAAGUCUUCGUCCUCGACUGUGCUUCGGCUUCGGUUGCCGUCGUCCUCGUCUUCCCCGAAUCCUGGGUCGAAAGUUCCGGCCACUAAUGUUGUCAAGGUCGAGAGGUCGAGCCCCAACACGCCGCUGUCGUUUGAAUCCGAUGAGAAGCCUAGUCAGUUGAGAAGUAAAGUGGUGGUCGGAAAGAGGAAAAGAGAGGAAUGGCUGGAGGCGAUAAAUGGACUAGUGAAGCGCAAAGAAUUGCUACAUAAAGAGAUACAGAAUGUGAAGGAUUAUAAAGAAAAGCUGAUUAAAUUUAAUUUGGUAUUGCAGUCAAGGAAGCAAGAGCUGAAAAAGCAAAGAUUGAUUCAGAAAGAACCUCAAUCGAAAAUUGAGGAACCAAAGCUGAAUCUUGAUAUGAAAUUGGGCCAACCCACGCCCAUACAAACAUCCAUAGUCAUUUGUGCCCCUACGAUUGUUGAACAAGAGCGUUAUCAUCAACUAAGUGCUCCUCAUCAGUAUCAAACCCUGGAUCACACCGCUCAAACUCGAGGCGCAGUAAUUAUUGAGAAUCAUGGGUAUCUAUCAUCUACUACUCAAGUGGCCUCAACCUCUUUGCCAUCUAACAGUGUCGAUGCUACUGGAUUGAGAUUGGUAAGCUACAAUCCUGAUCACGGCUUUUCUUCUUUUCCUAACCAGAAUCGUGGCUCCGCCUUUGUUACCAAGAAUCUCUAUAAGGCUGUGUCUGCACAAAGAAGGCAUGAGAGAUAUCAGAAAAAUAGGGUUAAAAAAACCUCUCUUUUAGGUCAAAGACAGAGUCAAGAGUUAUAGUGAUGCUAUCUUUCAGUUUCAGUUUUUCCCCCAAUAAUGGUAUUACUUGUUAUGUGGGGUGUAUUUUUUUUUUUUACUUAGGUGAUUUAAGGUUUAGGGAAAAGGGUACAAGACGGCAUCAAAUUGGUGCUUCGACCCUGUCUUUGAUAUCCAAAUUGGUGAUUUGAUGUUUAGGGAAAAGGGGUAGGAGAGUUCUAGCACUUCUCAAGCAUCAAACGGGUGCUUUAGUUGCGGCUUUAGGAUAUAUUGUAUCUAAUUGGUGAUUAACUAUUUGACCAUAAUAUGCUUAUAAUGAAAUUUUGUCAUUUGGAGA
Rosa rugosa (rugosa rose) is the source of this 1521-nucleotide messenger RNA. RefSeq lists its product as uncharacterized. The transcript is spliced from 4 exons. The coding region runs from base 186 to 1208 and encodes 340 amino acids. The record is from RefSeq and is a predicted model, not a curated record. Lineage: Eukaryota; Viridiplantae; Streptophyta; Magnoliopsida; Rosales; Rosaceae.